Messenger RNA from Harmonia axyridis, 1964 nucleotides. Its product is annotated as facilitated trehalose transporter Tret1-like. Lineage: Eukaryota; Metazoa; Arthropoda; Insecta; Coleoptera; Coccinellidae. The record is from RefSeq and is a predicted model, not a curated record. The coding region runs from base 347 to 1708 and encodes 453 amino acids. Gene Ontology annotation, biological process: transmembrane transport. The transcript has 2 exons. Gene Ontology annotation, molecular function: transmembrane transporter activity. Gene Ontology annotation, cellular component: membrane.
UUCUCAGAAUUCCAUACAACAGGUUUGGGGAAAAACUAUACCUACCGCAUGUUAAAGGUAACUUUCCAGCUCGAGUCAUAAAGUCUACUUCACAUCAACAUGUGCUAAACAGAGCAAUCGUACAAUUAUUCAAUAAUUUCUCUUCGACAGCACUUUAUAUACGUUGUCAGAAUGUACCUACACUUUGUAAAUAGAUUAGAAGCAUAUUUACAUUGGGUUAGUUCGAAGAAUCUGUUCGAAUCGUAGGAUGAAGUGAUCUUAUUGUCUCAAAUAUGAGGAAGUUGAGAUGAGUAAAUGACGUCUGUGUAAUAUAAAGUUUCGUUGAAGAAUUGAAACAUUUUGCAAGAUGAAGAUUGGGGUCAUUCCAAGAAACUAUUAUGAAUACAUUGCUGUCUUUAUAGGUCAUCUAGGAGUGUUCAUUGCAGCGCUCUCUAUGACAUGGACAUCUCCAAUCUUACCAAAACUGACAAGCUUGGAGGAUAACCCUCUACAUAGAAAAAUAACACCCGGAGAGGAAAGUUUACUAGGUUCCAUAUCCAUUUCAGGCGGUUUGGUUGGUACAUUCCUAGCAGGUUACCUCGCCAAGACAUAUGGAAGAAAACCAAUUUUCAUAUUUCUGGCGAUACCAUUUUUGGUAUCGUUCACCAUAAUGGCAUUUUCUACGAACUUUUGGGAACUUUUUAUAGCUAGAAUCAUCGGAGGAUUUGCUUUAGGAGGAUUUUUCACUGUGGAUACCAUGUACUUCGCGGAAAUAUCAGAAAAUUCGAACAGAGGAUUCUUGGGAACUGCCAUGACAUGCUUCAUCAACUUUGGCCUUCUUUUGGUGCUGGUUAUUGGACCUUGGACUCCUUUCGUUUACUUCCACUUGAUCCUUGCAACAUUUCCAGCUGUCUUCAUUGUACUAGUGUACCUUUUCCUACCAGAAAGUCCUUAUUAUUUGGUGCAGAAAGAUUAUAACGAAGCAGAAUCCUGUCUCAAGAAACUAAGAGGUACAGCUGAUGUUAAGAGUGAACUCAGUAGCAUCAGAGAAAGUUUAGAUGAGGAGAAUCAGGUCAGUUUGAAGGAUGUGCUCAGAAACAAGGGUCUUAGAAGAGGCCUUCUCAUAGGCUGUGGGCUGGUCAUAGCCCAACAGCUUUCUGGAACUGCUGUUAUAAUGUCAUAUGGUCAGACAAUUUUCAGUGAAGCAGGUGGUAACAUCCCAAGUGAAAUUGGACCAAUCAUAAUAGCUGGUAUACAAUUCUUCGUUGGAUUCAUAGCUCCCCCUAUAGUGGACAAAUCCGGUAGAAAGUUAUUACUCAUGAUUUCUUAUAUUGGUAUCACCUUAGCGCACUUUAUAUUUGGCUCUUAUUUCCUUUUGAAGAAUAAGUAUGGGAAUGUAGGUUUUCUAUCGUGGGUACCACUUGCCAGUUUAAUUUUAUACAUUAUAACAUAUUCCUUGGGGUCUGGUCCACUUCCUUGGACUAUCAUAGGAGAGAUUUUCCCAAUGGAAGUGAAAAAUGUAGCUACUUCUGUAUGUAUCACAGUUCUCAAUGUAUUAGCCUUCAUAUUUUUAUUUGGUUUCAAUUUGGUCAAAGAUGAAAUUGGAAUAGGUGCCACUUUCUGGAUAUUUAGCGCAUUUGGCAUGCUGAGUACAAUUUUCAUUCAUUUUAUUGUGAUAGAAACCAAAGGAAAGAGCCUUUCGGAAAUCCAAAGAAUUUUAAAUACAUGAUGUACUAUUUCAUCAAAACUCCAUUGAGUUGAAUUAUUUUUCCAACAAAUGUUUGGUUGCUUCGAUUUUCAGACAAAUACGAAAAGCUGAUUCCUUUGUGAAGAAUAUCAUAAACAUUUCCUCAAUAAUAUACAGUUCUAUCCUUACUUUUGUAGGCACAUAUAUGAUAAAAUUAUUUAAAUUGUGAUAUUAUGUAAAAUAUUUGAAAUAAUUGAAUUCUUCAUCUUAUUGUGAUUAAUAAAUUUAUUUAAUUCAA